This is a messenger RNA of Synchiropus splendidus (mandarinfish), 1172 nucleotides long. Its product is annotated as transmembrane protein 186-like. NCBI's taxonomy places the organism in Eukaryota, Metazoa, Chordata, Actinopteri, Syngnathiformes, Callionymidae. Gene Ontology annotation, cellular component: mitochondrion. The transcript has 2 exons. The record is from RefSeq and is a predicted model, not a curated record. The coding region runs from base 414 to 1103 and encodes 229 amino acids.
CAUCCCCCAGCUGCAGCAUGUUGCCCUGGAAAUAACAGUCACCACUUCAGGACGAGGUGUUCCCCUCGUGUUUGGACGCGUUUGCCCUCAAACUGUACGGUCACGCGAAAGCCAUGGCCGAGACGUCAACAUGCGCCUUCUAAAAGUCGUUCCACGUAAAGAAGCAGAGUCCGAAUUUAUUUACUUCUCCGGAUACUGUAGUGUAACGCGACGCCACUUCCGCUUUUGAAAUUCACUACAUAAAACUGCAUUUUCUUUGGGGUCAAGCUCUAAUAAAAACAAUAAUUCAUUUAUAUAAAAGCCUUUACGUGGUAAAGGUUAAAAUAAAUUAAUAUAAACAUAUCCAAAGUAAAUGACAAACAAAUGACAUUGUCUCAAGCACUUCCGGGUCAAAGGCAACGAACUGCGGUCACAUGCUCCUUGUGUUCCAAAUAUCUGCAUUCUCCGCUUUGUCGAAGAUGACUGCAACAGUGUUGCGACCUCGACUUGCGUCCUACUUCAAGUCCUUCAGCAGAGGAUCAUGUCUCACCGGCUGGACGUCUCUUGAAGUGCACUCUAAUCUGUCUGGAUUCCAAACCAAUUAUCGUCGACCUGAAGUUCAACCUCUCCGCCGCUACACAGACUUGUCGACGCUAAAGUACAACAUGAUUUACACUUUCCCACACAUUAAACUCCUCAGAGCGGUUUCCAGGAUGAAGUUACUGCAGACCGGACUGACGGUUGUUGUGCUGCCGCCAGUCUACUCCCUCUACCUCCUUGGAGACGCACCCCUCUCUCUUGUCACCUACUCGACAGGAAUAGCGCUGUUCGCCGGCAUCAUGCUGUACACGGCGAGUCACUUCUUUCGGCGGGUGGUGGGGAUGAUGUACUUGGACCCGACCCAGACCACGCUCAAAGUUUCCCACCUUACAUUUUGGGGCAAGAGACAUGAUCUGUACCUGCCUGUGGCCGAUGUGAUGCCUAUUGCGGACACUGGGGACUCUGCAAGUGAGGUCGUCUUCAUGCUGAAGAGAUACAGUACUGUGGACACGCUGUAUUUCUUCUCUCAUCAUGGACGAAUAGUGGACAAACAAGGAUUUGAGAGGGUUUUUGGGAGUUUGUAAUAACACUAAUUUAUUUAUUUAUUUAUUUUUAAAUAAUGUAAUGUUAUUUAUGGAUAAUACUCAGGUAAU